Molecule: messenger RNA, 171 nt
Organism: Nestor notabilis (Kea)
Lineage: Eukaryota; Metazoa; Chordata; Aves; Psittaciformes; Psittacidae
Product: adropin-like
Exons: 1
Source: RefSeq, a predicted model, not a curated record
UCCACCGGGGCGAUCGUGGCCAUUUCUUUUAACUGUGUUAUCGCGUUGCUCAUCCUCAUCCUCUUCCUCAUCCUCUGCAAAGCCUGCAGGACCCCCUCCUGCCCCAAGAACAAUCCAGCUCCUGAAGUGGAUGAGGCAAAGAAUGAAGAGAAGUACCUGCUGCAGCGCUGA